Opisthocomus hoazin is the source of this 696-nucleotide messenger RNA. Lineage: Eukaryota; Metazoa; Chordata; Aves; Opisthocomiformes; Opisthocomidae. The record is from RefSeq and is a predicted model, not a curated record.
AUGGUUAAGCAGGGUGGGCAACUGGUGGCCCAGCGCCCAGGGCAGCUCUGUGGUUGUGUUUCAGUGGAGUUCCUUCGGGUGCGGGACGUGGCAUCCUCAGCUGCUCGGACACCCGCUCUUCCGUGCGUUGUAGGGGAGUGGAGUCACUGGAGUGGCUGCACAGAACAGUGCCAGCCCAGUCUGCGGAUACGUAGGCGCUAUGUACAACAGGAACCUAAAAACGGUGGGGAACCUUGUCCUGCUCUAGAGGAGAAGGCCGGCUGCCUGGAAUACCUGACUUACCAAGGAGAGGACUGCGGCCAUGAACAUGUCCCUGCUUUCAUAACUACCUCUGAGUACGGUAAAGAGAGAAAACGGCGAGCAGCAUCUUCUCUUUGGCCUUCAGACAAAGAAGCAGCUGGAUAUUGCGUGGAGUUUAAAACAGAAUCACUUUCACACCACUGUGCUUUGGAGAACCGGCCAUACGCUCGAUGGAUGCAGUACCUACGAGAAGGACACACGGUGUGUGUGGCUUGCCAGCCUCCAGCUAUGAAUACUGACACGCACCGCUGCUCUGGAGAUGGCCAUAAUGCAGAUGGAGAUAAAAUCUUACACUGGGAAGCAGUUGGCAACUCUCAGUGCCAAGGAACCUGGAAGAAGAUUCGGCAACUGGAGCACUGUUCAUGUCCUCUUGUGCAUAGCUUUAUUUUUACAUAA